Messenger RNA from Penicillium brasilianum, 459 nucleotides. Lineage: Eukaryota; Fungi; Ascomycota; Eurotiomycetes; Eurotiales; Aspergillaceae. The record is from the annotation of a GenBank genome assembly.
AUGUCUAACCUCCCAUACGCUGCGGAUGCGGAAAGUCCGCUGAAGCCCGCCGAGCUGCAGGUGCUUCGGGCACAGUACGAGAAGGAGGGCGACUAUGUCGGCAUCCAAACGAAAUUUAACUAUGCAUGGGGUCUGAUCAAGUCGAAUGUCCGGUCCGACCAGCAAGAAGGUGUCCGCCUGUUGUCCGAGAUCUUCCGUGGGGCCCCAGAGCGCCGACGAGAGUGCCUAUACUACCUCGCCUUGGGUAACUACAAGCUGGGCAACUAUGGCGAGGCCCGCCGAUACAACGACCUGCUGCUGGAGAAGGAGCCGGCCAACCUGCAAGCGGCCAGUCUAGGCUCCCUCAUUGACGAUAAGGUGGCCAAGGAAGGCUUGAUGGGCAUUGCGAUCGUGGGUGGCUUUGCCGUGGUCGCGGGCGUGGUGGGCAGUCUGAUUGUCAAGGGAGCUAGAAGACGGUGA